AUGUUUUGGUACACCAUGAGCUACCUUGAGCUUGUUGAGCUUGGUUGCAGCCACUGCUUCAAGCGCCCUUUCUUCCAAUGUUCCUACCUUUCGCUAAUCCAGAAAAUGAAGCCUGUAUUUUACCAGGAGGAGGAGAGUUUCACCCCCGUGGGAUUUGAGAAAACA
Eimeria maxima is the source of this 165-nucleotide messenger RNA. RefSeq lists its product as hypothetical. NCBI's taxonomy places the organism in Eukaryota, Apicomplexa, Conoidasida, Eucoccidiorida, Eimeriidae. The annotation marks the transcript as partial. The transcript has 2 exons. The record is from RefSeq and is a predicted model, not a curated record.